Messenger RNA from Phialemonium atrogriseum, 1315 nucleotides. RefSeq lists its product as uncharacterized. NCBI's taxonomy places the organism in Eukaryota, Fungi, Ascomycota, Sordariomycetes, Cephalothecales, Cephalothecaceae. The record is from RefSeq and is a predicted model, not a curated record. The transcript has a single exon. The coding region runs from base 153 to 1169 and encodes 338 amino acids.
UUUAAGCACUUGCCUCAGGCUGGAACCUUCAGGACUCGACCCCUCUGCCCAUCCGCAGACCGUGGCGCCCAUAGGGAGGACCUUCCUUACCCACUCGCCGCAGCUGCUCCGUCUGACGAAUUCCGGGUCACUCUUCCUCAAUAUUCUCCAAGAUGAGCUACCCAUGGGGCCGCACGCAGCUCAUCAACGACCUCGCCUCGCACACCAUCAACGAGUACUACGACCCCGCCGCCAGCAAUGUGCGGAUCCCACAUGAGGGCUACAUGAUACCCGUGACCCCGGAGAGGCGUCUCACGAGCUCCCCGACCGGCGGCGUCCGAGCCCGCUACCUCGCCAAGAACGCGACCUCCAGACGACCGCCCCCGUGGCCCUACACGAUGACCGCCGGCUUGGCCGAACCGCCCCUCGCCCCCACCGACAGCAAUCCCACCACCGCCAACCCCGUCACAGCCGCAGCCGCAGUCUCCCGCGCGGACCUCACCUUCCUCGUCCAGCAGGACGCCCACCCUAGCCACGCAAUCGACAUGUCGACCCUCAUCUCGGCGCACGCCUCCCGGCCGGGCGAGCACAUCCUCCGCAUCGACACCAGCACGGGCCAACUGUACGCCUGCAUCCCGGCGGCGCCGGCACCACCACGUCCUCUUCUAUCCCAACACCGACACCGACAACAGAAACAGCCGCAGCAGCAGAAAUCCCGUGACCACCGCCGCGGCAGGAACAGGUGCGACCACUGCGCGUCCCCGCCAACACGGAUCCUGCACGCGCGCCGCCUGUGCGGCUUCCACGCCGUGUACGUGGCCACGGGCCGGUACGUGACGCGGUACGAGGCGGCGGCGCUGGCGGAGCUGGAUGACGCCGAGCUGGGGCCGGGGUACGGGUGGUCGGUUGAGGAGACGGCCGAGUUUGUGGAGGCGCUGGGGAGGAGGAUGGAGCAUUUAUUGCUUGUUAUGGGGUCUGAGGAGGAAGGGGGAAAGGAGGAGGAGGGGGCGGAGCUGGGGGCGGGCAGUCCCGGUCGGUGGGGUGCCGUUGGGGAUGGGCGGUUGGUUAAGGGGAAGGGGGAGGAGGUCGGGUUGAGGAUGGAGAGCCGUGUCAGCGAGCGCUCGGCGCGGGGGAUGGGCCCGCGCAUCUACCAGGUGUAUCUGGAGGGUCUGAAGGGGGCCAAGUGGUGAGGGCGGGCCGACAGAACUUGCCCGACUCGUGCCGCCAGAGCUGUCUUGCUUCCGCCGCGAAGACGGGAAACGACAAGCGGUCCACGGGCGAACGGGGAGGGAGCCGGCCGGUAAUACCUACCUACGGAUCCGGUAUAGCUCUUGCU